Molecule: messenger RNA, 1593 nt
Organism: Dothidotthia symphoricarpi CBS 119687
Lineage: Eukaryota; Fungi; Ascomycota; Dothideomycetes; Pleosporales; Dothidotthiaceae
Exons: 1
Coding region: 189-1430 (413 amino acids)
Source: RefSeq, a predicted model, not a curated record
CGUGAAAUUGGAUUGGAUAGCUCUUUUGAGACUGGUGCCUGUUCGAUCAGACUGCUUGCCUUCACUUGACAACUUCACCUGCGAUAUCUUUUGCUAUAUAUACCCCUCCCUCCUUCGAUUGUCACCCUCAACUGACAACUCCAAUCCUACCACUCUGCUUUACCCAUACAGCUUCGAGCUAUCUCACCAUGGCUAACAGAUCCAAGUACUAUGUGAGCCGCGCCAGAAUGGAGGUAGAGCUUACUACCCUCAAUGGCUUAGCCUACGACAUGACUGCGCCUGGCCGAUACAACUGCUACGACAAUCUUGUUCUUCCUUUCGCGACAUGGGUGCGAAGAAUACACGACGCGGCUCAUCCAACCGACCGCGGUGACCUGGUUCAAGUCGAUGAGAGUGACUACCUACAGUACCAGCAAUGGCAGUCCAAAUUCAGAGGCUUCGAAACUGAUAUCCAGUCAUACAUCACCAUCGUCGAGCGGGGUGGUCAGCCCUUCCAGGACUCACUCGUAGCGAUCGUACCGCCCGUCGCCGGUCCUCAAGGCGCGGACAUCGACCGAGUUCAAGCAGCACGCCAAUACAAUCAAGCAUGGGGCAACCUAUACCAGGCAUGGGUUGCGGCGGAUCGCACGCGGUCUCCCUUUGAUCAGUUCUCAUUCAUCCGGCUAGUAGCUCACGCUCAUGGGACACGACAGUCCAUCGCCAACCCCGCGCGAUCCCGCGUAGAGUGCAUCAGGGCACUUCGCCACGAGUGGGUGGGCCGGUUCAUUCGCGCACGGCAGACGGUGGUCAUGCCGAGACCCAAACGCAAGCACAACUACGUCUAUGAUAUCAACCCUCCCCCGCCAGCGAAGUCCCUCAAGACAGUGGCAGAGGGUUGGGGUUUUGGCAAGCGAACUCCACCCUCGACCACCAACGAUCCUGCCCCGACGCCCCAGGGUCUGACCCCGGUCAGACCCUCUGGCAUUAUCAACCGAAGAGUCGUCCACAACGGUCUGCAGGAGCAGACGGUUGCAACACGAGUGGAUGCAAGCAACCUCCCAGAGCAGACUGGACGAGCCAGGCUCCGCAUGCUUCUUGGGGAAAGCACCACUACGGAGACCAAGAAGAAGGCUGCCGAGGAGAUGAAGAAGGCCGAUGAGGAGAGGAAGAAGGCUGACGAGGAGGAGAUGAAGAAGAAGGCUGACGAGGAGGAGAUGAAGAAGGCCGAAAAGAAGCCAUUCAAAAUGUCUACUAUCCAGGAGGCCAAAGAUCGGAUUCGUACGCAACGGAGGGUACUAGGAAUAUCCUAUCGCACUCCAUCUCCUGAACGCGCUCCCAGCGGCUCUCAAACUCACGAUCACGCUCCCAGCCGCUCUCCAACCGCCCAACAGGGCACUGGUCGUCCCGCGGAUUACGACGAUGCACAUGUGGUCAUUCGUCGGAAGCGUUAGGCAUAGUGCACACUCGAUGGCAGGUGCAAAGGGGAUACCAAGGUUUUCACUCGUAGGCAUUUGGUAAGCGUAGGCUUUUAUGAAGACGUGGAACAUGAACAAAUUUUGCCAAGCAAAUAUACAUAGGUCAAAUACAAUUUAUGUGGCCUCUCUUCCAUCGGUC